GCCGGCGCUCUCCCCAUGCCGCCCCCGGCCCGUCCCGCGGCGCUGCUCCUGCCGUGCCUGCUGGCCGCGGCCGUGCCCGCUGCGGGCGGCGGCUCGGCGCGCUUCUGGCACCUGACGGACCUGCACUGGGACCCCGGGUACGAGGCGGCGGCGGCGGCGGGCCGGCCGUGCCCGUCGGGCGGCGGGCGGGCCGCGCGGGCCGGGCCGUGGGGCAGCCACGCGUGCGAUGCGCCCUGGAGCCUGCUGCGCUCGGCCGCCCGCGCCAUGCGGGGCCGCCUGCCCGCGCCCCACUUCGUGCUCUGGACCGGAGAUGACACUCCCCAUGUCCCCAAUGAGCAGCUCGGAGAAGAAAAGGUUCUGCACAUAAUAGCAAAUCUGACUUCUCUGAUAAAGGAGACUUUUCCAGGUACCAAGGUCUAUGCAGCGAUGGGCAAUCAUGACUUCCACCCCAAGAAUCAGUUUCCUGGGAAGGAGCACAGGAUCUACAACCAAACAGCAGAGCUGUGGCGGCCGUGGCUGAAUGAUGCCUCCCUUCCUCUCUUCAGAACAGGAGCUUUCUACAGCGAGAAGCUGCCUGGCCCAGGGAUGAGGGGAAGGAUGGUUGUCCUCAACACCAACCUGUACUAUGACCAGAAUGAUGAGACAGCUGGUGAGGAGGAUCCUGGGGGGCAGUUCCAGUGGCUGGAAGAAACACUGACCAACGCCUCUAGAGACAAUGAAAUGGUCUACAUUGUGGGGCAUGUCCCUCCUGGCUUCUUCGAGAAGAAACGGGGCAAGGCCUGGUUCCGGAGGGGCUUUAACGAGCGCUACCUGGCAAUUGUGCAGAAGCACCACGGGGUGAUCGCUGCCCAGUUCUUUGGGCACCACCACACAGACAGCUUUCGCAUGUUCUACAGCCACACAGGUACUCCAAUCAAUGUCAUGUUCCUGGCCCCUGGAGUGACUCCCUGGAAAACAACAUUGCCUGGAGUGAGCAAUGGAGCCAACAACCCUGCGAUUCGGGUGAUCAGCUAUGAUCAGGACACGCUGCAGGUCUUGGAUAUGGUCACUUACUACUUGAACCUCACUCGUGCCAACAUGAUGGCCUCACCAUGGCAGGAAGAGUUCCCAGAGUGGGAAGAAGAGUACAGGCUGACAGAAGCCUUCCAGGUCCCUGAUGGCUCUGCACGCUCCAUGCAGACGGUGCUGGAGAGGAUCUCCAGGGACCCCCACUACCUGCAGCUGUACUACGAGUUUAACUCUGCCAGGUAUGACCUGGAGCCGUGCCAGCAGGAAUGCCGUGUGGAUCACCUGUGUGCCAUCAGGGAAGUAGAUUUUAUAAAGUAUGAUGAGUGUGUGAAAACCAACAGCUCUGCCUCUGCUGCCAGCAGUGCUUGGCUUUUGGUUUUCUGCAUGUUCUUAGGAUUCCUCAGUCCUCAGCCAGUGCUGUGAUGGCCAAGAGGAUGAGAAAAGGAGGAGGGCAUGAGAUCACACUACACUGCAUGUGAAUUGGUGAUUUUGGCAUUGAGAACUUGCUUGGAAAAGAGGACAAAAUUGUAAAUGUUUACUAAAAGCCCUAAAUGCUGAUUUGAAAUUUUCUAGAGAUGUGUGAAGAGCAAUGUUUUUGAGAGCCUUAUUGUGCCAAAGUGACUGCAACAAGGAGUGUCUCCCCUCUGCUGGGGCAGCCUCACAAACCAGAUAAAGACCAGGCCUCCCUGUGGACAUUAACCUCCAAGGGGUGAGGGUAGGGAGCUACCACACAUUCCAGAGGCUGCUGCCAGCACUCCUUAUUUUGGCACACACUUUUUUUUGCAAGUCUGCACAGCUGGUGACUCAGGAAGACUUGUUGUGGUGGCUUUGUUCCACAGCAGCCUGUGGCUUUUGAGCAAAGCGGGGUGGGGUGACAGCCCAGAGAGCCCAGGGCAGGCUGCAGGUCAGUGACAGGGAUGGUGCCUCAGCCUGCCCAAGGCCUCUCUCUGUCAGGGGAGCAGGCUGAGCCUGAGAGCAGCAGAGCUGGGCUCUGGAGUACAACUUACAGAGAGGAUUAUGCCAGAAUCAGAUAAAACUCCACUUGGAAAAUAAAAGCAACCACUGUUCAAAAUCCACUGUUCAGUGUCACUUGUGUACCAAAGUGCAGCACGAGGCAGCAGAGCAGGUCACAAGCAAAGUAGCUGGGGCAGCUUUAGGAGCUGCAGCCUGAGGCAGCCCAAGGACAAGGCCUGCAGGGAGAAGGGCACUUUGCCAUGGCAGGAUCCUCCCGUGAGCCACAGCACGACAGGCAGGCUCAGCUGUACCACUGCACACUGGAACGAACACACUACACUCUCCAACCUGGCAAAAUCUGCAUUUAAUUUACAACCAUAGUAAAGGUUACAGGUAAAAAGCUCAACAGAAGUGUGAAAAGGCCUAUUACAUAUUACACAAGUGUACAAAUGUCUGUACAAAGCCCCUCGAUGUUCCUGUCCCCUCGUGGCCAGCUGUGGCCCCUAAGCUCUGAAAUAAUAAGAGCUGGUUCAGAGUCUGAGAGGAGAAGAGCUUUAAAAAAUGAGCAGUGAAGUUUCCCUUGUCAAGAAAAAUCUUGCAAAGAGCCACUUACAAAAACAAAAUUCCAAAAACCC
Passer domesticus (house sparrow) is the source of this 2597-nucleotide messenger RNA. It is a transcript of the gene SMPDL3B, whose product is annotated as sphingomyelin phosphodiesterase acid like 3B. The coding region runs from base 16 to 1431 and encodes 471 amino acids. Gene Ontology annotation, biological process: sphingomyelin catabolic process. Lineage: Eukaryota; Metazoa; Chordata; Aves; Passeriformes; Passeridae. The record is from RefSeq and is a predicted model, not a curated record. The transcript is spliced from 7 exons. Gene Ontology annotation, molecular function: sphingomyelin phosphodiesterase activity.